Molecule: messenger RNA, 3662 nt
Organism: Selaginella moellendorffii
Lineage: Eukaryota; Viridiplantae; Streptophyta; Lycopodiopsida; Selaginellales; Selaginellaceae
Product: homeobox protein LUMINIDEPENDENS
Exons: 14
Coding region: 57-3617 (1186 amino acids)
Source: RefSeq, a predicted model, not a curated record
UAAUGUGGUGCAUGGCGCAGCGCUAGGGUUCUUGGAGACGCCGGCACCCUCCGGCUAUGGCCGACGCCGCUAGCAACGAGGUACGUGAUCCGAAUCUCGGGGACGCUGCUACCGCCGCGGCUGCGGCCAUUCCUACUGCCGUGAGAUCGCUGCUGCCAUCGGCGGCCUCCAGCGCCUUCGCAAGCUCCAGUAGGGUUUCCGGGGCCGGGGACGCUGUGGUUAGGGAUGGACAGGGCCGAUCUUUCUCCGUUCCGGCAAGGAUGGGUCUUUCUUGCUCGAUGGAAUUGCCAGGAAUCUCGUUCGAGGACUCGUCGGCUGCUCCCGCGAGCUUGCUUGGCUCCGCCAAUUCUCUGGAGAACUCUGGGGUGACAUCGGUGGAUUGCAGUAGCCUGGCUGGGACGAGCAAUGGGGAUCUCGAGUCCAUUCCGGGCUUGGCGACGGAGGGGCAUUCGUCCAUGGAGUUGGAGAGGUCCUUGAAUCAAUCGGCUGUAGAGGGCGCAUUCACUUACGAGUGUAUGGACGCCUCGUCGCCGGAUCCUCACCACGAUUACCAAGAAGCGCUCGGGUCUUACCAGCAGUCGGAGGGACUUUUUCCAGCAGCGGGUGCUUCGGAUGAUUCCACUUCGCCAUCUCUUGCCCAGGGCUCUUGCGCGGUGAAUUCGGCGUUCUUCGAGGCGUCGGGAUCAGUGGAGUUGGAGACUAGGUCCAGUCCUGUAGAUGGUACGCAGUCUGCGUCUGCUGCUCUGGUGAGGGCAGUGACUUUGCUGGAUCCCUCGUCUCCUACGGCUGUGAAGCGCUCAAAAGAUCUCAUAACUUCCGCUCGCUCGAGUAUUCCCGGUGAGAAGAGAGCUGCUGUUCCCCCGAAGAAGCCAGCUGAUGUAGAGAAGGAAGAAGAAGCAAUGCAAUUACCAUCUUUGCAGGAGCUACAGGAGAAGCUUGGAGCACAGAGAAAGGUCUUCGAGAGUCAAGUUGACGAGCUGCAAAGUCUUCUAAAAGUCCAAUACAGCCUCACUGGAGCGAACCCCCUUUACCUAGAAAUGGGUACUUCUGUGCUCGGCCCUCGAGCAGUUAAAAGGCCUGAAGAUUCACUGCUGCCAGAGGCCCAGAGGUUGCUACGAGAUGUAUUUGCCCUCAAAGACACGGUCACCAAAAAAGAAGUGCUGGAACUUAGUGCCCUCACGGGUGCUGCGCGGACUCACGUCAAUGACUUCUUCACGGGGCAACAGUCUCGUGUGAAGAGGCUGAUACAAAUGGCAACCGAUGGUACCGGAAAGGUUGACGUGAGCAGUACCGCGGAGUACACCCAGUCGCAGUUUUUCCCGACAAAUACAAGCUCUCUGACAACGCUGAGCUCAUUAGAGGCGUUCGAAAAGCUUCUAGAUCACAUGCGUGCAGAGAAGUCAUUCACUGGCCAGUCGAAUCUCCUUCAACUUAUUUUGGAAGCGGACUUUGUUCCGGGACUUCGCUUUUUCUUAGAGAACGGUGGCUUGCGUGUUUUGGCCAAGUGGUUGACUCAGGCAGCUUCUGAAGAACAGACGAGUCUCGUCAGGUUAAUAUUGAAGGCUCUUCUACACUUGCCGAUGAUCCAUGCUAUUCCGGCCCAUGUCUCUCCACUUGUUCAGAUAAUGACCAAGCUUCGGCUGUAUUUUGCAACAGACGUUGCUUCGAGAGCACGCACGUUAUUAGCAAAAUGGUCAAAGAUUUUUGCACGAAAUGGAGUUGGAAAAUUAGCGGGGCAAGCGGCAGAGCCUGCUGGUGUUUCAGGCGCACUUGGACAAAGCAGCUCGAGUGGACCGUCUGUUGGUCCGGACAAGAAGAAGCUUAAGACAGAAACCAGCACCGUUUCGGAUGCGCAGAAUGCGCAGAAGGCGCAGCAAAACAAGGUGUUGGCUCAGCCAAACUUAAAAGGAUUGGAUAUGUCGGAGAGGCCAUCCUCUAGCUCAAAUUUGCGCAGGAGAUCUCUACAAACCGUCGAUGACCCCGUACUUGCCACCCAGGCUUCAAAAAAGAAACUUGCUGAACAUGGCAAAGAGAAAAGACGAGUCGUUCUCGUGGAGGAGCUUACUGCAACGACAAGACGUAUCAGAGAUGCUAAUGCGAGGAAGCCUUCUAUAACGGAUAAAGGAUCACGGCCUCUUUCGGCAGAUGACAUACAGAAAGCUAAAAUGCGGGCUCGCCUGCUUCAAGGAUCUAAUCCAAAUGCGGUGAACUCAAACCGUGGUAGUCAAGCCGUGGCACCCGAUGGCAGCCCGCAAGAAUCGAUUCCUCCGACCGCUCCGGUUCAAGAUUCAGCUUUGCAAGAUUUAGCUAUGCCAACUGCGCCACAAAAGGUGGAAUAUUUCAGGCCCGUACAAGAGUCACCUCCGUUGAAGGUUCCAACGACAGAGUAUUUCAAACCGCUUCAGGAAGUAACACCAGCAACUCCGCCAAAGGUUCCUGUCGCGGAGUUCUUUAAACCGGCACCACCUCAGGAGUUGACACCGUCAAUCCCGCUGGACGCACCACCGGCGCUUCAAAUUGCAGAGCUUCUGAAACGUGUAAUCCCUUGGAGCAUACCCCGAGUGUUUACCGUGGAUCCGCAAUGGACUGUUGCCGUUGGGGAAGAAAGUAAGGAGAAGGAGGUUCAAUCCAUGCGUGUGAAGCGUGAAGUGGAAGAGUUCUACUCGGACCCAGGCCUGAUCCCCGAGAAUCCAAGGGAUCCAUGGGACGUAGAGCCGGACUACGACGACUCCCUCACCCUCCAAGUUCCACUGGAAGAUGGACAGGACAAGGCAGAAGGUACAACAAUCCCGCAAGCUCCAGAACCACCUCAGGCGGCUACCGCAAGUGCCCCGGCUCACGACCCCGAGCUGCUGGCACUGCUACUGAGGAAUCCAGCUCUGGUGUCCGAGCUCACGUCCGGCGUGGUAAAGCCUGACAGCACCCUCAAGCCGCUCCAACCUGUGCAGGCCGGUGGCGUAGCAUCGCUUCUUCACGGCAUCCAACAACAACAACAACAGCAGGUAAUGUCUCAUCAGUUCCAAAGAGAUUCCGCUCCUCCACAGCCACCACAGUUCCAGCCGCAGGGUCUGGAGCUCCCGUACCGAGAAAGAGAGCAGCAGCAGCAGCAGCAGCCAUUCUACCUCCCAGGUUCGACGAGUUCUUUAGUAGUGGCACCGCAAGCUCCAAAUGCCGGAGACGCUACUGGGCGAGUUCCAUGGAAUGCUCUUGAGAUGUUCCAGGCCCAGGCAAAGGGCGGCGGCGGCGGCGGCGGCGGCGGUGGUGUUGGUGGCUAUGGUGGUAGCGGUGGUGGUGGCGGUGGUGGCGGCGGUGGGUUUAGCAAUCUCGUCCCACCGGCCAGAGAUUUCAAUGCAAAUGCCAAUGGAGGAAACCCGCAACUUUGGAACCGAGUAAGUAAUAAUAAUGUGUCGUUUGGCCAGCAUCACCACCAGCAUCAUCAUCAUGCUCAUCAUCAUCAAGGCAUGGAAAUGAGAUCGUCCCUGGCGCAUAAUUUAGAUGGGUCUGCUAGAUUCGCAAGGCCGCCGCCACCCCAUCCUCCACAACACCACCAACAAAGCAGCUGGUUUAAUAAUAAUAAUCAUACUAGGAGCUCCAUACCGCCGCGGCCUGGCUGGUAACAUACCAAAUUUUUGGAAAGAAUGGCAUUUUAUUUUUAUCUUUUU